Somion occarium is the source of this 1679-nucleotide messenger RNA. The record is from the annotation of a GenBank genome assembly. NCBI's taxonomy places the organism in Eukaryota, Fungi, Basidiomycota, Agaricomycetes, Polyporales, Cerrenaceae.
CUACUAUCUCGGUCACCUUGCGGUCACCAGUAUAUACUCGUCUUCCACGCAGCCUCGAAUGUAAGAGUUUAAUCGCAAUGUACUUAAUCCGUAGAGGAACCUGAGCUCAUGUUGAGCCAUUCACGCUCAGUGCAAGGCUAUGGUAGUGCUCUAGUCCACAAUUUAGGAAGGGCUACCAUCCCUCAAUGUGAUCAUCCUCGAGAACAUGACAGCUGCUACUGUCUGGUCAUGAGUCGUACAUGCUCCCCGUCUUUUACUCUUGAACGAGGUAGAAUAUUCUGCCGACUGCAUUAAUAGCGAACACAUCACCACAUGAGCGGGAUGCUACGGCAAAUUUGCAAGGAUGAAUACCACUUCUAUGAUCUGCAGACUCCUGGAUGCCAACCGCGCUAUCCUUAUGGAGGACCGUUGCCUGCAUCGUAUCCACCAUGGGUGCAUAUAAAAUCACUCCUCACGGUUCAGGCUCCAUAGUCUCUUACUUUGCAGGAGAUAGAACACCGCUAUGUUCACGCUCUACCUAUCGGUCCUGUUCCCGCUCAUCGCACUCGCUGUAUGUGCUCCUAACGUGACAUCGAUGCCAUCGCUGAAUACCAUAGCAAAACAACAUCGUAAGUUGUAUUUUGGAUCAGCCACAAACAAUGUCGAGUUUGUGAACGAUACUGCGUACCGGGAUAUCCUACAAAACAACAGAAUGUUUGGGCAGAUCACGGCUGCUAAUAGUAUGAAAUGGGGAAGUACAGAGCCGUUUCCAGGAGUGUUUACAUUUGACGACGCUGACCAAGUUGUCCAAUUCGCGAAGACAAAUGGUCAAAUUCUUCGCGGACAUAACUGUGUAUGGCACAAUCAUCUCCCAGAUUGGGUUUUGAAUGGAACAUUUACCGAGUCCGAGAUCUUAUCGGUCGUGCAACGACAUUGUGGCACACUUGUUGGACGUUACCGGGGACAAAUCUAUUCUUGGGACGUCGUCAACGAGGUUAUCAACGAUGAUGGGACCUUCCGGGAGACUCUGUUCUUCAACUCGUCAGGCACCAAAUAUAUCGCAACUGCCUUUCACACCGCCCGCGCUGCAGACCCUUUCGCCAAACUCUAUGCCAAUGACUUCAAUAUUGAAGGUCCCGGUCCAAAGUCCACAGCCUAUCGGAACCUUAUCAAAGACUUGAAGAAGGAAGGUGUCCCGAUUCAGGGUCUCGGUAUUCAAUCACACUUGGUUGUCGGCGAGCUUCCUGUGAACAUCAAGGAAAACCUCGAAGCGUUUACGAAGCUCGGCAUAGAAGUUGCUAUCACUGAACUUGACAUUCGUAUGACAUUGCCUGAGACGCCCUCUUUACUCGCUCAGCAGAAGAAGGAUUACGAAACUAUUAUAUCUGCAUGUAAUGAGGUGAAGGGGUGCAUUGGGGUUACGGUGUGGGAUUUCACGGAUAAGUACUCGUGGAUUCCUAGAUCAUUCGCUGGGGAGGGUAACGCUUGCCCUUGGGACGACAAUCUUCAAAUCAAACCCGCGUAUUUCGGGAUUAUUGACGGAUUCAGGAAGUGAAAUAUCGCAGUCCCGAGGUACUCACGAUGACAAAUGUAUUGAACAUAUUCUUGAUGUCAACCAAUGCGUAUCAACAGCAGACAACUAUAGCCAUGUACAACCUCAAAUCAUAGCAACAUGCUAGAUCGACUUAUGUGAAUCACUG